UUAUAAAAGUGGAAAUGUCUUGUCUCUAUCUCGCUCUUUCUCUCAAUUUUCUCCAUCUUUUGAUGUUUUCUCUUUCAUUUCUCUUCUAAUUAUUAUUAUUUUCUUCAGAUCUCUCAAUCUCUCAUUCUAUUCUUUCCUUAAUUUCGCUUCUAAUCGGAUUACCAUUAACAUAAGCUGUUCUUCUGGGCUGUGUUCUUAUGAUUAUAAGCAGUGACAAACUGUAACAAGUUAUUGGAACACCAUGGGCCAAAGAAAUAUGCUAUGCCCUAAUCAGAUGAUAGAAAUGGACCAGCAAGGCCAAGGAUAUCUACAUCCUGAGCCCUGCAUCUUUAUGGGUGGCAGGCCUAAUUACCCACCACCUGAUAUCCAGAUGGGAGUCGCGGCUCCAGGGAAUGCUACUAAUCUUGAUACUCAUCCCUUACCAGAGCAUUAUGACAGUGGUAUGUUCUAUGGGUUACCCCAGUACCCAGGUGUUCAGCAUCAUAAUCAUUCCCCAAAUCUUGAUCUUGGUAUUGGAAGUGCAUCCAACUAUUACAUCCCCUAUGUGGCUAACCCUUCGUCGAGUGCUCCUGUAAAUCAUGGACCGGCAGACCAGAUGCCAUCUUCAAGCAACUUCAACCUCCUAGGAGUUUCUGCAAAUGAAUAUGCAAGGAAUUGCCACUUCAUGGAUAAUGUUAGGGGCUCGUAUAAGAGAAAGAAUUCUGAAGGAGUCCCAGGAAAUUUUCAGCAUUUUAAUGCCUCAUCAAGCUCUAGUUCCUCAGUUACACCAUUAAGUUCUAGACAUCCCGAUGGAGUUGGGACAAUGGAUGGUGCAUCCUUCAACAUUCCUCAGUAUAGGGGGAAUGGCCCUCCAACAAUUAGAGAAGCAGGACCUCAAAGAAGUGUGAGGAACAGAUUAGGCGCAACUCCAGUGGAACCUGUUUUGAUGCAUAGUGCUAACCAUGUUUUUCAAGGAAAUUACAUGGGUCAGCCCUUUCAGCCAACAAUAACAGAUGGAGGUGCCUCAGCCUGGACUCAGGUUCCUGGGGUUCCAUAUAUGCAUGGUAGCAAUGUUGGUGCACCUAUGGAGACUAGUCUUAGAAGUUCCACAAACUUUUCACAUGCUUCUCCCCUUGAACUUCGGAACCAUAAUUUUCAUCACCCUGCACCACCUAUUGAAGGAGUAAGAGGUCACAGCAUUAAUAUUCAUCCACAAGUAGCAGCAGUUCCUCAUCGCUUUCCAGCAAGUUACGCCUCACAAAGCUCCAUGAAUCUUUCGCAUGAUGGUUGGGAGAUGGGUCGUAGGCAUCUGGGACCAGUUCCUCCUAGUGGCUUUAGGAUAUAUCAUUCCCGCCGAGAGAGUGGUAUCGUACCUGAGACAACUGCGAGACACCGCAAUCUUCCUCACCUAAGAGUUCUUCCGCCUGAUGGAAUUGCUGUACUGGAGCUCCCUGAAUUUUAUGAAGUAGGGAACUUUAUUGAUCAUCACAGAGAUAUGCGUUUGGAUAUAGAGGACAUGUCUUACGAGGAACUGCUUGCUCUGGGUGAGCGUAUUGGAAACGUGAACACUGGAUUGUCUGAGGAAACCAUUACAAGUAAAUUGAAAACAAGAAGUUAUUCAACAUUUGCUACAACUAUUAAUCUGGAAGAGGCAGCACCUAUUGACCAGGAACCUGAUUCUUGCAUUAUUUGCCAGGAGGAUUAUAAGAACCAAGAGAAAAUCGGAACUCUUGAUUGUGGACACGAGUAUCAUGCAGGUUGCUUGAAGAAGUGGCUGGUUGUUAAGAAUGUAUGCCCCAUCUGCAAAUCUGAGGCGAUAGCCACAGAGUCAAAGAAUGUAUAAAAUAUGGAGGUGAGAAAAGAGUAAUAAAUUACAUAAAAUGGUUGAUCUUGGUAGAAUCAAUCUGGGAAAACUCACCUAGAUGUUUCUAGAUUGAUAUUUUGUCAAGUAUUUUGUACAUGAACUUGCAGAUAUCUAACGGACAGUCCAUCCAUUAUUUGUUGGCUUUGUAAUUAUCAAACAAUUGUACAGACUCUCAUUAUGCAGUUUCAAGCUGUAAUGUUAACUUCAGCUAUAAUGUGCUUUUUCAGGA
Molecule: messenger RNA, 2072 nt
Organism: Gossypium raimondii (Peruvian cotton)
Lineage: Eukaryota; Viridiplantae; Streptophyta; Magnoliopsida; Malvales; Malvaceae
Product: probable E3 ubiquitin-protein ligase ZFP1
Exons: 7
Coding region: 242-1822 (526 amino acids)
Molecular function (GO): ubiquitin protein ligase activity
Source: RefSeq, a predicted model, not a curated record